Molecule: messenger RNA, 195 nt
Organism: Sphenostylis stenocarpa
Lineage: Eukaryota; Viridiplantae; Streptophyta; Magnoliopsida; Fabales; Fabaceae
Source: the annotation of a GenBank genome assembly
AUGGCCCACCAAAUUCAACGACCAAGAUUGUUCUUUUACAAGCUAUGCGAAGGCCCUCCUACACAGAAUUCACUCUACAACUUGGCUAUUAUAGACAAAGUUGCCACACUUGAUGGAAUUCAAGAGAUGAUUCAUGGAAGGAAUGACCCUCGUGGAGAGAGAAACGAUGCGGUGGAAAUUGAGGACCAUGAUUGA